GCAACGUCGGAACUGUCGGAAGAGUGGGCCGUGCCGCAGCUACACCCACAAAAUUGAAUGAACUCCGGCUGUUCAUUGUUCAUUCACCAUAUAUUAUCACAUCCAUUUGACACGACAAGACUCUUUGAUCUACUAAUAUUUCUACAAAAAUGGCUAAAGUUCACGAAUUCACUGUUGAGAUGACUUGCGAAGGGUGCUCUGGUGCCGUCGAAAGGGUUCUUGGCAAACUGAAAGACAAAGGUGUGGAAAAAGUUGAGAUUUCAUUGGAGAAACAGCAGGUCCUUGUGACCUCCUCAAUUGAUGCGGACAGCCUGCUGGAGACCAUAAAAAAGACGGGAAAAACCACAGCUUAUGUUGGGUCAACAGAUGCUUAGUUUUAUGGUUCCUGAAAAUUCCACUAGAUAAUGUGAAAUAAUGUUUAUUUGUUUGAUCCCGUUUAAAUUUUAUUUUUGUAUGAUUAAGUUAGGAUAAAUUCUUGUUACCUCUCAAAACAAAUAUAAUUUUGCUGAUGCGAGUGAAAAAAUAAAAUAAAUUACCAAAGAUUCA
Messenger RNA from Neocloeon triangulifer, 546 nucleotides. It is a transcript of the gene Atox1, whose product is annotated as copper transport protein ATOX1. Lineage: Eukaryota; Metazoa; Arthropoda; Insecta; Ephemeroptera; Baetidae. The record is from RefSeq and is a predicted model, not a curated record. The transcript is spliced from 3 exons. Gene Ontology annotation, molecular function: copper chaperone activity; metal ion binding. The coding region runs from base 150 to 374 and encodes 74 amino acids. Gene Ontology annotation, biological process: copper ion transport. Gene Ontology annotation, cellular component: cytosol.